UGCGAUGUGAUUGGUGCAGAGUAAAAUGACUCGAUGACGUCUGGGCACAACACUAUUUAUCCCAAGCAUUUGAUUAAUUACUGAGUUUGGAAGAUGCGGUGAAGUUAGUUGGCGUUUAACGUGAAAACGUAAAACCUUGUCUUCUUGUUAUCUAAUUUCGUUGCAGCAGUGAGACGAACGAUAAUGGCACUGUUGAGAUGCAAGGCAUGCGUGUUAGCAAUUGUACAGUUCGCCGCCAUUUCAGGAACAUUUGCUUCGACCAAAGCACCACCGUAUUUUAUUGAAGAACCCUCAGACACGUAUGUCAAGAAAGGCAGACCUGCAGUCUUAAAAUGUCAAGUGGGAGGCAACCCAAAGCCGAGUAUAAUGUGGAAAAGGAAUGGUAAUAAGGUGGAUUUGACAAGUGACAGUCGCAGGAUGAUUAAGCCAGAUGGAUCUUUAUAUUUUUCUGAAAUUAUUCACCAUAAAACUCAAAAGCCAGAUGAAGGGACAUACCAGUGUGAAGCAUUUUCACAAAUUUCAAAUUUGGACUACCAGAUUAUCAGUAAAACUGCCCGCCUUAUUGUUGCUGGUAUUUCAUCCAAGGUGGCUGUUACUCCUUCAACGUUAAAAAUUCGAAAUGGGGAUACAGCAAGACUUUACUGCAGCGUAAAACAUUCAGCACCCAAAGCUGUUAUCAGUUGGAGAAAGAAAGGAGAAAAUGAGACAAUUACAGAAGGAGUUCGGUUCACUUUGACUCCUAAUGGAGCAUUGCAGAUAAGAAACAUCCGUUUUGAAGAACAGGGACAAUAUGAAUGUAUUGGUGAGAAUACUUUCACUGCAAAGAAACACAUAAGCACAAAUGCAGCAUCGAUUGAAGUUAUAGGAGAUGAUCGCUUUGACCGAGCUCCAAGUUUUACUGUGAAACCUCAAGAUACAGUAGCCAUUUCUGGAAGCAAAGUAGUACUUGAAUGUAUAGCAAAUGGAUUUCCCAAACCAAGAGUCACGUGGCUGCAAGAUGGGUCACCUGUGGUACUCGGGAGUGGCUAUUCAAUUCUUGGAGAAAGUAACCUUGUGAUUGGGUCUGUAUCUGUUGCACAAGCUGGAAAUUACACUUGCCAAGCAAAAUCUGAAAGUUUGAAAGAAGAAGCAACAGCCAAGUUACAAGUGCAUUCUCCUCCUGUUUUUACGAAGAAACCGAGAGCUGUCCAUGCUUACCAACAUACCGAUGUACGGUUUGACUGUUUGGCAGAUGGGAUGCCUAAACCGCGCAUCACAUGGAGUAAAACUGGUGACAUCAUUACAAAUACACCUUUUACCACUGUUGGGGAAGGUUUCUUGCUUAUUUUAGAAGUGGCCUUAUCAGAUAUGGGUUCCUAUCAGUGCUUUGCAGAGAAUGACCUCGGGAGAGUUCAAGCAACUGCAGAACUUUAUGUUUACAGGAAAGGAGACCGUAUUCCCACGACUACACCUGCACCAACAACAACAACACCAGAGACUACAACAACUGCCAGUACAACACUGCGGUCAACUACACCUAAACCUCGAGUUCCAGAGCAGCCAGAGAAUGUUGUUGCCCUGGCUCGUUCUGAUACUGAAAUAGAGUUGACCUGGGCACCUCCAGUAGUAACAAAUGGCAAAAUUUUGCAGUACAUUAUCUACUAUAAUAUCGUAGCAGAUGGUCCUGGUCCUGUUGAUUUUAAGACUGUCAACACGUCAGGAGACAACUUGAGAAUACUGCUGUCUGACCUCAAACCUGACACAAUGUACCAUUUCAAUGUGUUUGCUAAAAACAAGCAAGGUGCAGGAGCUAUUUCUAUUGAAGCAUCAACCAGGACAUUGCUAAGCUCACAGGUGCCAGGAAAACCUCUUGACUUGUCGGCUCAGGCAGAAACAGAUUCAUCAAUAAGGGUCACAUGGGCAGAACCAGCUACUGGGCCAAGCUCAGUAUUUAGAUAUGUAAUUGUUUACAAAGAUGCAAGUGGUAUGUCUGGAGAGAUGCAGGAAAUCACUAAGCAACAAACAAGACUCCUGCGCAACCUUAAAACCUACACCAAAUACAUAAUUAGUGUGUAUGCUGAAAAUAGAAGAGGAAAAAAAGGGGCAUCGACAAUAACAGAGGCAACAACCAAAGGAGGAGUUCCAAGAGUACCACCCACUGACUUUGUUCUAAAGCCUGACAGUUCAGGGAGAGGUCUUAUAGCAACUUGGAAGGCUCCAGAUCCAACCAAAGUGAAUGGAAGAAUCUCCUUCUACAUCAUUAAGUUCAGGAAAGUUGGCAGCCAAGGGGAGAAUACAACUGCAACCAUAGAAGCUGACAGACAGAGCUACAGUAUUAAAGGGCUGAUGCCAAGUACAAGAUACGAAGCUAAAAUAGCAGCAGGGACUGACUCAGGGCUUGGAGUAUAUACAAGAAACUGGGUGGAAGCAAGCACAAAUGUCACCAAAUGCAAAGAAGAUACAACCCCAGGGAAACCAGAAUUCAAUUUGCUGAAGGAGUUCUCAAAUACUAUUCUAGUGGGCUGGCAACCACCAGAAAAUGCUGGCCUGGUCUGCAUUACUGGCUACAAGAUAGAGUGGGGGGAAAACAGUCCUUAUCAGGUCAAUGUAGAUUUGAGUAGUGACAAAACGCAGUACCUCAUCAAGGGACUUAGCCCAAACAGGAAGUAUGUUAUCUUACUUAAAGCAGUCAACAGCAAUGGGAAUGGCCCAGACAUCCAAACUGAAGUACAAACCUCGGAUAGCAAAGGAAAACUGGAACCUGUUAAAGGUGUUCGGGCAAUUCCUUUAUCUUCAAAAGUAAUGAGAUUAUCAUGGCGGGACACACAGGUUUCUGGCCCUGUUCCAAGGAUUUAUCAUGUAUACUACGCUCUGCGCAAAAAACUGAGUUACUGUGGAAAUACAACAGAGAAGACAAUCAAGUGCUCCAAAUUGAAACCUUAUACUAAAUACACUUUUUAUGUGAGACGCAAUGAUGAGGCAAUAAAUGUGACUGUCGGCAAUUUCACAAUGGAAGACAAACCAGGCCCUCCUACAGAUCUUACAGGAGACCCACAUGAAAAGAACUUUACUCAGUUGUCGUUGCACUGGCAGCCUCCACUAGAACUGAAUGGCCACAUUGUUAAAUACCGCAUUUAUUACUCAACAAAUGUCAAUGCUUCUCUCAAGACUUGGCAAGUUGUGGAAGCUGAAGGCUCCAAAUUGACGAAGCAAAUCACCAAUCUGAAGCCAGGAACAGCUUAUUACUUCCAAAUGCAAGCAAAAACUAUAAAAGGCUGGGGACCUAUGUCAGAAAAGGAAGAGGUCUCCACUCUCACAGAUUUUCCAGAAACAAAAGUUACCCCUACAACAACAGCCCUGAGUUUGACACCUGUACCUAGUGAGCCUGAUCCUGAGGCACAGCAGGGAGCUGCAGGACUCAAGAACAAGACACUGUGGAUUGUAAUAGCUGCUGUGGCUGGCAUCACGCUUAUUGCUAUCAUCAUUAUUAGUGUUAUACUCUGUAAGAAAAGAUCAGGAGAUGACAUACAGAGAAAACCGCCAACUUACAAGUCAGUUAUUCAAGCCAAUGGCUCGGCGAAGAAGAAACAUAAAGAGGAGAAACCCCCAGAUCUGUGGAUCAACCACACAGAUAACAUUGAAAUGAAACCAGUCGAGGCUGUUAAUCCUGCUCCUGAUGUCACAAACACGUCAACAAUACCCAGGAGCUCGGAGGAAAUGAAGCCCUUGGAUGAUUCUCCCCUCGACCACAUCAAGGUUGACCAUGAGAGGAGCUCGUUUCUGAAUGGCAGCGAGGCUGAUCCUGACGAUUUUGCAGACCUACCUCCUCCUCCAGUGAUUGACAGUAAAUGGGAUCCCUACCCGGAGUGCGCCGAUGAAGACAGGACUCCAACACCUCCCCCGUCCCCUGGAGUGUCACCCUUCCUACCCCCAAGAGUGGUCACGCCCGAUAAUGUUAAACAGCCGAUAUAUCCCAAAACAAGUACACCAAGAUAUCAAAUGCACCUUCCGCGCACAGGCUCAUGUGAGAAUACUCUUGAUGUGGCAGAUCCCCGUCCUCCACAGAGGUCCAGAUCGUAUGACCCAGAUUUCAGGGCGCCGAGCUCGAAGGUGCCAGUCUAUCCAAUGCUCCACACGUCUCCUCCUGCAACGUUACCAAAACCCAAACCCAAACCUCCGGUGGCCCCCGCGGACGACAUCCAGUUACCACCAGUGGGUUACAACCGAAGGACGCCGCCUAAUGGCUAUUGGACCCCGCCUCCAAAAUACGAAGAUAUCUUCGCUCGACGAUCAAAUCCUCCUCCGUCGCCACCAAGAGACCAGGAUGUGGUAGUAGCAGACCUUGAUAAAGAAAUAGCAGGGCUAGAGGGCCUUAUGAGAGAUCUUAAUGAAAUCACUGCCGGAGAUUAUUUGGUCUGACAUGGUACGUCUAAACUACUGUACUACACAAUACUUACUAUUCAAGUAUUCCUAGAAAAAGAAUAUAGCAAACCGUUAGGUGGUGGAAUAUUUAAUAACGUAAAGCUUUGAUAGAUCCUAAUGAAAUCACUGCUGGAGAUGAUUUAGUCCAACACGGUGUGUCUAAACUAUUGCGGACACAAUAAUUACUAUUGCUAGGAAAAAAAAUGUAGUAAAUCGACAUGUGGUGAAAUAUUUAAUAACUUUGAGCUUUGAGAGAUCUUAAUGAAAUCACUGCUGGAGAUUAUUUAGUCUAACAUGGUGCGUCUAAACUACUGUGCUACACAAUACUUAAUAUUGCUAGAAAAUAAAAUAAAGCAAACCGUUUUGUGGCGAAAUAUUUAAUAACUUUGAGCAUUCGACGACCUGAUUAAAAUGAGAGAAAGUGGUACAGGUUGUAAAUAUUUCAACCAGGGAACGCUUUAUUAUAGACCUUAUGUUUUUACAACUGUAAGUUGUUUUAGUUAGUAUUACUAUUUUCGUGUUGUGGAAGGCUCUCCUUCAAUGUUUGUUAUGAAAGUUGUUUGUGUAUCGAAAGCGAUAUCGAUAAUGCUACUGGGAAAGAAACUAACGUAAUCACAGAGCUAAUCAGUGCAGCUUAACCAACCAAAAGCUUGCAACCUGCCUGCACGCAGACAGAAAGCGCGGGAAAGAUUCAUCGCGACUGCUUCACAGAAUGUAUCUGAUUGGAUGAAGAGAUUAGUUAGAACACGUGUCAAGUUUUAUUACAAACUCAAAAUUAUACGGGGUUGCGUCACAGAUGGAACAGCUUUAAAUGUUUAGCUGGUAAUUUUCUUUCAAGUUUCUCGUUCGUAAUCCGUCCGAAUCUUGCUCAAUAUUAACCAUCCUUGUUCGGUUUUGGUUUGUUGUGACCUCAUUGGCGUCUUUCUGCCAUAGUGAACUCUUAUUUUGGUGUAUUC
This is a messenger RNA of Orbicella faveolata, 5357 nucleotides long. RefSeq names its product neogenin-like. The record is from RefSeq and is a predicted model, not a curated record. Gene Ontology annotation, molecular function: protein binding. NCBI's taxonomy places the organism in Eukaryota, Metazoa, Cnidaria, Anthozoa, Scleractinia, Merulinidae. Gene Ontology annotation, cellular component: membrane. Gene Ontology annotation, biological process: cell-cell adhesion.